GAGGGUGGAAAAACCCUGAUCUUAUAAAGGGAACAAGUUCUUGUAUUACACCAGCACAAGUAAGGAGUAGAAAAUGGAGCUGUUUGUAAUAAGUCACUUGCUGUCUUGUUACUUCUUACGAGUCUGGGCAGUAGACAGAGCAUACUACAUUGGGAUUACAGAAACUGAUUGGAAUUAUGCCCCUGGGACAAAGAACAUCAUAUCUGGGAAGCCCUUUUCAGAAGAUGAGCAAGCUGCUGUCUUUCUCCAACAAGGCCCAAACCGGAUAGGAAGCACAUAUAAAAAAGCUGUGUACACACAGUUCACGGAUAACUCAUACAGCACUGUUGUUGAAAAACCUUCUUGGUUGGGCUUCCUAGGCCCCAUUCUCAAAGCAGAAGUUGGAGACUCCAUCACUAUCCACUUAAAAAAUUUUGCUACAAGACCGUACACACUCCAUCCCCAUGGUGUCAAAUAUUCAAAAGAAAAUGAAGGUGCACUUUAUCCUGACAGAACCUCAGGUUUGCAAAAGAAAGAUGAUGCUGUGAACCCAGGAGACCAGUAUGUUUAUAGGUGGGAAGUAACUGAAGAUCACGGUCCAGCAGAGGGUGAUAAUAAUUGUGUGACAAGGAUUUAUCACUCACAUAUAGAUGCCCCAAAGGAUGUUGCUUCUGGGCUUGUCGGACCUUUGAUCACUUGCAAGAAAGGUACACUGCAGGAUGGAAAAGAUAAAAAUGUUGACCGAGAAUUCAUCCUAAUGUUCUCUGUGAUGGAUGAAAACUUCAGCUGGUACUUAGAUGAGAAUAUCAAGAAAUACUGCUCUGAACCUGACAAAGUUGACAAAGAGAAUGAGGAGUUUCAAGAGAGCAAUAAAAUGCAUGCAAUCAAUGGAUAUAUGUAUGGAUAUCUUCCCAAUCCUACAAUGUGUGCGGAGGAGAAUGUGAAAUGGCAUCUUUUUGGUAUUGGUAAUGAAGCUGACAUCCAUUCAGCUUAUUUUCAUGGGCAAGUCUUGAUCGAAAGGAAGCAUCGAGUUGACACAAUCAGUCUCUUCCCGGCUACCUUUGUGGAUGCUGUCAUGGUGCCAAAGAAGGAUGGACAAUGGCUACUUAGCUGUCAAGUCAAUGAUCACAUAGAAGGUGGCAUGCAGGCCAUUUUUGAGGUGAAAAACUGUAAAAGUCAUAUUCCCUCUCCCAAGGAGAGUGCAAAUGUAAGGCACUAUUACAUUGCAGCAGAGGAACAUGUGUGGAACUAUGCCCCAUCUGGAAUAAAUAACUUCACAGGAGAAACAUUAAUUCAUGAUGAGGACUCCAAGACAUUUUUUGAAAAAGGUGAACAAAGGAUUGGUGGAUCCUACAGAAAAGCUCUUUUUUAUGAAUAUUCCAGUGACGAGUUUUUACAGCGCAUGAAAAGGCUCUCUGGUGAAGAACAUCUUGGGCUUUUAGGACCUGUCAUCAGAGCAGAAGUUGGUGAGACCAUCCAGGUGACAUUCCUAAACAGGGCAAAGCACCCGUUCAGCAUUCAACCACAUGGGUUGAGCUAUAGCAAGGGCAACGAGGGUUCCUUAUACAACACCAUCUCUGGAGGAACUACCGGCCCAUCCUCGCAUGUGAAUCCUGGAGAAAGAUUCACUUAUGAGUGGGAGGUGCCAGAAAGUGUGGGUCCUACUCCAGAAGAUCCAGAUUGCCUAACUUGGAUUUAUUAUUCAGCAUCAGAUCCAAUUAAGGACACCAGCGCUGGCCUGGUGGGCCCACUCUUGGUGUGCAGGGAAGGAUCAUUGCUUCCAUCAGGGAAACAGAAAAAUGUAGACAAGGAAUUCUUCCUCCUUGCCACAGUAUUUGAUGAGAAUCUGAGCUGUUAUUUGGAUGAUAACAUUGAGCUAUUUGUAGGAAACCCUGAAAAAGUUGAUAAGGAGAAUGAAGAUUUCCAGGAAUCCAACAAGAUGCAUUCCAUAAAUGGAUACAUGUAUGGAAACCAGAAAGGUCUUGAGAUGUGUAGUGGAGACACCGUUUCUUGGCAUUUGAUUGGCUUGGGAUCAGAGGUUGACAUUCAUGGAAUACAUUUUUCAGGAAAUACUUUUUUGACUAAAGGAUCAAGGAAGGAUACAGUUAAUCUCUUUCCACAUAUCUCUGUCACAGCUGUUAUGAAGCCUGACUCAGAAGGGAUCUUUGAAGUGGCCUGCCUGACUACAGAUCACUACACAGGGGGUAUGAAACAGUACUAUGAAGUGAGGAAGUGUGAUUCAUCUCCAGAGGACAGUGAGCUGUAUACCCAUGAAAAGACCUAUUACAUUGCAGCAGUAGAAAUAGAAUGGGACUAUUCCCCCAACAGGACUUGGGAGCAGGAGAGGCAUCACUUCCAUGAUGAAAGCCCAGGGAAUCCAUUCUUAAAUAAAGAUGACAAGUUCAUUGGGUCAAAAUACAAGAAAGUUGUUUAUCGAGAAUAUACUGACAAAACGUUCAGGACCUCCAAAGAAAGGAAGCAAGAAGAAGAGCACCUGGGAAUCCUAGGUUCACUACUUGUUGCAAAAGUUGGGGAUAAAAUCAGAAUUGUGUUUAAAAACAUGGCCUCCAGACCUUAUUCUAUCCAUGCACAAGGAGUGAAAACUGACUCUGCAACUGCCAUAGAAACCAGCCCAGGUGCAGUAACAGAGUAUGUCUGGAAAAUACCAAAGCGGUCUGGUCCUCAGGAAGGGGAUUCCAGCUGUAUUCCUUGGGCAUAUUACUCAACUGUGGAUACAGUUAAGGAUAUCUACAGUGGAUUAAUAGGGACAUUGCUAGUCUGUCGCAGGCAACUACUUCCAAAAAAUGUGGAAUUUGCUCUUCUUUUUAUGGUGUUUGAUGAAAAUGAGUCCUAUUACUUGGAUGAAAAUAUCAAGACUUACUCUGCCAAUCCAGAAGGCGUGAACAAAGAAGAUGAGGAGUUUAUUGAAAGCAAUAAAAUGCAUGCCAUUAAUGGAAGGUUGUUUGGAAACUUGCAUGGUCUUACAAUGCACGUUGGAGAUAAAGUCAGCUGGUACUUGAUGGGAAUGGGGAACGAAGUAGAUAUGCACACGGCACAUUUCCACGGCCACAGCUUUGAUUAUAAGAAUACCAGAACCUACCGGGCAGAUGUCUUUGAUCUGUUUCCUGGGACAUUUCAAACUGUUGAAAUGUUGCCAAAGUAUCCUGGCACUUGGUUAUUGCACUGUCAUGUGACUGACCAUAUCCAUGCUGGCAUGGAGACCAUCUACACAGUGUUCCCAGAACAAAGAAAUAAAUCCAACAAGAAGGAUCCCACACUCCACCUCUACUCCAUGCUUCUGUUGUUUUCUGUAGUGUUUCUAUGACUCCACCAAGUGCUAUUACUGCUUCCACCUCCAGUUCUUGUUAGAGUUGCUACCUUUUAUUUUUCUAGCCUGGCACUUUUAACAUCAUCUGAGGAGAAAAAAAGUGAGCUGGUAAAACCUUUCCUGGUAUGCCGCGGAAAAUUUUUCCACUGCUUUUCUCCACACCAGGAAAAGAUUCACCUGCUGAUCUUCUAGGGUGCUAGUCUUUAUAUACAGACACUAUUAAUAAAUGAAUAAAAAAAUGGUAGGGGUCAAGCAACAUUUAACCAAAACCCUAGAUAAAACACAGCCAAUCCACUCAGAUUAUUUCUGUUCUUCCUGCUAUGAAUAGAUUAUGGUGUCAGCUUUAGGGAAAAGCAUAAAAGCCAAACUACAUUUCCUCUGUCUUUUAAAGUUCCGUUUCUAUUGAUAUGUACAUCCCACUCCUAUUAGACAGUGUGCAUUUUUUCCAAGAAAAGUGCAGUUAUAAUUGCAGCUGGUUUAAAGUGGUUUGCAUCUGUGCAAAAGUAUGGCCUAGUUUAACAGCCCCAUUAUUGUAAUGUUAUAUUGAUACACAUUUUUUUCUGUUGUGUUAUGAGGUGCUUUGGGUGCAUUUGUAUGAAAAAGCAGCAUACAAAUCAAAUAAAUAAUAAUUAUUAUAAUGGCUCUCACAGCACACUGCGGGUAGCAUUGAAUCUGAGGGAGCUCUGUUUUACAUUAGGGUUAAAGUGUGCAUUUCUAGGGCUGUUGAAUACUGAAGCAAGGUGGGCAGAAGAGGUUUUUCCUAUACAACUAUAGCAGAUGUAUGGAACCUUUGAACCCUCCAUAUGUUGCUGAAUUACAGCCUUCAUUAGCCUCGGCAAGCAUGGCCAAUGGCCAGGGAUGAUGAGAGUUGUAAUUCAACAACAUAUGAAGGGCCAAAGGUUCCGUAUAGCUGACCUAUAACAUUUUUGCUCUACACACCUAAGAAAGAACAAGUGGGUUAGUUAGAAAGAACUAUAUAGUUAUCAGAUAUUGGAGGAAGGCUGUUUUAUAGCAGUUGAGGAACACUUGUGGAUAUGUAUGCAAUUGACCUUCCCAAAUGGUAAAGUCAUGAGAUUUGUCUAAGCUAAGGGUGGCACAAUUUCUUUUACACAUCCACACUCCCUCUCCUACUUUGCCAGCUUCAGCUUGUGUGCUAUCUAUAGCUAUUCCUGCAUAGGAAUAGUCUUGCCCCAGUGACCCAAUGGUGGUAACCUCAAGCUUGGACUACUGCAAUAUACCCUCUGUGGGGCUGCCCUUAAGGUUGGGUCAGAAGCUGAAGCUAGUGGAGAAUCCAGUGGCUGCCUACGGCACGCACAUUAAAGCUAUGUUCAAAAGAACUGCAUUGACUACCAAUAUAAUACUGAACCAAAUUUAAGGUUCUUAUUUUGACCUAAAGUUGUAAACAAUUUGGGAUCUGGAUACCUUAAGGAAUGCAUUUUACAAUGCAGGGCUGCCUGUAUGUUGUUCUUUGAAUGAGGCCCACCUGGGUGUGCCACAACUUGCUGAGAUUUAUCUUGCGACAACCAGGGGGAAGGUAUUUUGUGUUGUGGAACCAUUUGUGUAAUCAUCCCCACUUCAAAAUAAAACAAGCAUAAACUUUUAAAAUUUGAUACAUGCUAAAGAACUUUUUAUUCACUUAUGC
Molecule: messenger RNA, 4949 nt
Organism: Rhineura floridana
Lineage: Eukaryota; Metazoa; Chordata; Lepidosauria; Squamata; Rhineuridae
Gene: CP
Product: ceruloplasmin
Exons: 19
Coding region: 74-3304 (1076 amino acids)
Biological process (GO): iron ion transport
Cellular component (GO): plasma membrane
Molecular function (GO): oxidoreductase activity; copper ion binding
Source: RefSeq, a predicted model, not a curated record